GUCAGUCGCCAGUACGCUAACCUCAUUGAAGUUGAAUCUGUGGUCCCAUUCAGCCAUGUGUGCCCAUAUCUGGGAGUACUGGUCUCCUCUUUUCACUGCUAAUUUAUGUUCAUGGACCCUGGUCUUGAUUCGUUUAGCUGUCUCCCCAACAUAAUUACAUUGGCAGUCCAUGCAAUCAAUCCUAUAGAUGGCUGCAGAUUUUUCAGUGCUGGGGAGUGGGUCCUUUGGGCGCAUUACAGCCGCCCGCAGUGUUUGAUUCGGUCUAUGGGCCACCUGUAUAUUGUAUGGGGCCAAGAUCCUUGCUGUAGCCUCUGAAACGUUGUGGAUAUAGGGGAGAGCAACACGUGUAGUUGUCUGGGGUGUGAGUUCUUGAGGUGUGAGGUUCCUUUGAGGUCUAGAUGGUUUGUUGGCCCAAUUAACAAACCUGGCCGGGUAUCCAUUGUGUUUGCACACUUGGAAGAGGUACUUCCUCUCUUCCCUCCUGGCUUUGGCAGUGCUGCAGUGUGUCUCCACACGUUUAAAGAGGGUUCUAACACAGCUGACUUUAUGGGUCAUCGGGUGAUUACUCUCAAAGUGGAGAAUCCUGUCUGUACAUGUUGGUUUUCGGUAUACCUUGGUAGUCAGACAUCCGUUCGGCUGGCGCUGUACAAACCGACAUGGAAGGGGAAGCAGGGGGGAGAAACGCACGAGAAGGAUGAAACCUACGGGAUUGAGGAGACGCAAAGGAUCAAACCAUCGCGCCCUACAGCUGUGAAUCCCGAAGACCCCCGUGACGUAGGCACAGGCACCGGGAUGAAUGUAAAAGAGGAUACGAUCAAUGAAAGUGGGGAGGAGUCCCAGAAUGGGACAAGAUACUCGCACAUAGAAAGGAAUGCAGUGACUGAUCCCGAGAGGAAAAUGAGACCUCCCCACUCGACCAGAACAACUGAAGUGGGAGGGGAGGUUUUACAAAAUGUAAAUAACGAUAGACCUGUGAACGUCAGUGGGGAAAAGGAAAGGGAAAAGAGCAAAUUGAAACGAAGGGAGAGGCAGGGGGAGGAGAUCAGCGGGAAGAACGGGAUUGGCGAGACUGACGAGGAGCAAAGGAACGGACCAUCGCGCCCCACAGCCGUGAAUCCCGAAGCCCUCCCUGACGUACAUAUAGACAUUAACAGCGUAAAGAAGAAAAGGGAAGCGGAGAAGAAGCAUUGCGGUCACCAGGAUGAACGCGAUCUCACCAACGACCCCCCCGGACCAAUUACCCGCAGUAGGACGCGCGCAAAACAGCUGGAUAUAAUGACAACCAAGAAACUGCCCCCCCCUACAACAAAACAACCUAUUACCCGACCCCGGACUGUUACCAGAUCAUAUUUAACUCGGAACAACUCACAGGUCCACCCAGAUGAGAGCAAUGUAAAAAGUAAAAACAAUAAAAUCAAACGGGAAAAUCACCAAAAGGACAAUUGGAUAAGGGAUAAUUGUGAAAAGAGCAUGAAACACGCAUUACCAUCCAACCCCAAGGAAGAGCCACAAUAUAGGAAGCAUCGAAGUAAUAGAGACCCUCACCUAACUACCCCGGAGUUGAAAGAAGGCAAAAAAAUGGAUGAGGAGAAACACGUAAUUGAAAGGAACAGAAAAAAACAAAUCAGCCCUAGGCAAUUGGACCAACUAGCCCCGAUGACGAGGUCGAGGAGCCGCGCGCAGGCAAUGACAUACCUAUAAAGAGACUCUCACUUCCUGGCGCACCAGCCCUGAGGAUGCCGGCAGGUGACGGCGAAAGCUUGGCGCUUUUUUAAUUAAAUCUUUU
This is a messenger RNA of Crotalus tigris (Tiger rattlesnake), 1786 nucleotides long. RefSeq lists its product as uncharacterized. The record is from RefSeq and is a predicted model, not a curated record. Bases 547 to 1701 code for a protein of 384 amino acids. NCBI's taxonomy places the organism in Eukaryota, Metazoa, Chordata, Lepidosauria, Squamata, Viperidae. The transcript has 2 exons.